AUGGCGGCCCGCCGGAUGAUCCCUUGGCUGUACGACCUCGUCCUGUGGCUCUUCACCUGGGCCCUGGACCUCUUUUUCCGCGAGAUCUACCCUCGUGGAGCUUGGAGAAUCCCUGAAAGAGGUCCUGUGCUGAUUGUCGCUGCCCCUCAUGCUAAUCAAUUCGUCGACUCGGCGAUUUUGAUGCACCUGCUGAAGUCGCAGGCUAAGCGACGCGUGUCCUUCCUGAUCGCGCAGAAAUCUAUGAAUGAGCCCUAUAUCGGGACUCUGGCAUCAUGCAUGGGCGCUCUCCCAGUUGUCCGAUCGAUGGAUCUGACCAAGCCUGGCAAGGGAACCAUCUAUCAACCCGAUCCCGAGAGUGAUCCGGCUCUUAUUCAUGGCGUCGAUACCGAUUUCACGCAACCUGAAUUUACGCCUAGUGGUUCGCUCACGAUCAAAGGCAAGGAUGCACCGGAAACUGCUUCAAUUGAUGAAAUUCUCGGGCCGACUUCCCUUCGGCUCAAGAAGCCGUUCAACUCUCGGCUUUCGGAUGAUCCGGGCCGUAAAGGCACGCGGUUCAAGGUUGCUCCUCAUGUUGAUCAAAGCCAGAUGUUUGACGCCGUGUACAAGGAGCUGUCCUCGGGAGGCUGCAUUGGCAUCUUCCCAGAGGGUGGUUCCCACGAUCGCUCCAACUUGUUGCCCUUGAAGGCGGGUGCUGCGCUGAUGUCACUCGGCGCUCUGGCCCGGGAUCCGGAGUGUGGCCUGUCUAUCAUCCCUUGUGGUAUGAACUAUUUCCAUGCCCACAAGUUCCGGUCGCGUGGUGUCAUUGAGUUUGGCCGGCCCAUCCAUGUGCAUCCCGAUCAGGUUGCUGCCUUUAAGGCUGGUGGCGCUAGUAAGCGUAAUGCCGUUGGCUCUCUGCUCGAAACGAUUUAUGAGGGCCUCGAAUCUGUCACACAGAUCAGCCCGGAUCACGAGACCCUCAUCUUGGUGCAAUCCACUAGAAAGCUUUACAACCCUAUCAGCAAGAAAAUCCCGCUUCCCCUGGUGAUUGAAUUCAAUCGGAGACUCCUGAAAGGAUACACCAAACACCAGGAUGAUCCCAGAGUCAAGGGUCUAAAAAAGAUGGUGAAAGAGUACAAUCGACGCUUGGAAUCGCUAGGUAUCAGAGAUCACCAAGUUGAAUGGGGCAAUAUCGAGGAGAAACCAUGGUGGCUCACACUGAUCACCCUGUUCUACCGCCUAUGCAAGCUCCUCGUUCUCAGUUUCGGAGUCUUGCCAGGAGUACUGCUCUUCUGGCCUGUCUUUGUCACGACCAAGGUCAUCUCGGAAAAGAAACGACGCAAGGCACUUGCUGCUUCAGUGGUCAAACUGCAAGGACACGAUGUCGUCGGGACUUGGAAGAUUCUCGUUGCUAUGGGGCUGGCACCCACUCUUUACGUCUACUAUACCAUCAUUGUGACAGCCUGGCUUCGCUAUAACCGCAAUGAUGGCUACUAUACGAAUUCCGUUCCCUGGUGGAUGGUGGCAAGAACAUAUGUUCCCGAUUUUGUUCCAUUGUGGAUUUUCGCUGUGUGCUUCUACGCCCACAUGGGUUUCGUCAGCUAUGCGGCACUCCGAUUUGGCGAAGUUGGGAUGGACAUCAUCAAAUCUCUUCCCCCGCUUCUGGUCGCUUUGAACCCACUUUCUUCUUCGUUCCUGAUCGACCUGAGACAACACCGAGAGGCGCUGUCAGAACGGGUCACUCAGACAAUCAAUGAUCUUGGUUUCGGCAUUAUGCCGGACGUCGAUGCCGAGAUUCCUACGGACUCUUACAAACACGACGCUUAUCAGUCUUACCUCAAGAGCAUGCCACCCAGUGAGCCAUCCAGUCGGGAACGCAGUCGCAGCAGGUCCAAUGGCCCUGGUGGUGCUCCUUCUUUGAAGGCGCUUAGCUCGAUUAACUCGGAAGGAGAUCUGGCGGAGAUUGAUCGAAAGAUCCAGACCAAUUUGAAGGGGAGAGGCAGACGGUCGAAUACUCUGACUACUUUUGAGACCGGCGAGUCGAUUCUUAAAUACAAGCCGCUUAUGACUGCGAAUGAGGAGAAGAAGAAGCGGAAGUGA
This is a messenger RNA of Penicillium subrubescens, 2076 nucleotides long. Its product is annotated as lysophospholipid acyltransferase family protein. Gene Ontology annotation, biological process: phospholipid biosynthetic process. The record is from RefSeq and is a predicted model, not a curated record. The transcript has a single exon. Gene Ontology annotation, cellular component: endoplasmic reticulum membrane. Gene Ontology annotation, molecular function: glycerol-3-phosphate O-acyltransferase activity; glycerone-phosphate O-acyltransferase activity. Bases 1 to 2076 code for a protein of 691 amino acids. Lineage: Eukaryota; Fungi; Ascomycota; Eurotiomycetes; Eurotiales; Aspergillaceae.